AUGAAGCAGAUGAUGACGCAGGAGAAGGAACCAGGCUUCACAGAGAUCACUGAUUCCAACCCAGACUGGCAGGCAGAACAGUAUGAUAUCAGGAAGUUUGAUCCCACACCGUACCUGCUGAAGUUUGUAGAGGAAGAGAAGAGCACUCUGUACUACUUCUUCAGCCAGAAUGUCAAGAAUCUUCUCCUUCAUAACCCCAAGAUUUUUAAAUCCUCAGGAAAGUUUGCUGGUGGAAUGCUGUUUAUCAAGUCCACACCUGCAAGUAGACCAGAGCUGGUUCUCUGGGGGGCUACUGCCAUCUUGCCAUUCAUUAACAAGUGGCUGAUCCCCGUGCCCAAGGCAGACCUCGUGUUGCUGCUACAGGACAAAGAGCUGCCCUUCAGCAAACUCUCAGACAAAACAAUGAAGGCCCUCGAAGCCCUGGGAGCCCAAGAUGGGACGGUGUAUUUCCACUGUGAGGCCAAGAGCAAAAAUGCUGACCCGCCAUGCAGCAUUCUGUUGCAGCGUGAGAAGUUCUCACUGUUUGUGAAGCCUUCAUUUGGAUUCUACAUAGACUCUGUUGAGAAUCACCUGCUAAGACUGUGUGGAAUCACUCCAGAUGAGGACAGUGAGGAUGAGAUGGACAUUGUGUAGAUGUCUCUGGUAUCCCUACACAUCACACACAACAAUCCUUACCAUUUCAGUAUGGUUUUGUAAUUGGAGAUUCAAACACUGUAGCUGUUCGACAGCAUUCAUUACCAUGAACACUUAAUUUGGACUGAAUAUUGAUUCAUAGUGCAUUUACUAGGAUAGAUUUUGUAGGAAAAAAAAGAAGACAUUGAUAAAAUUUCAGUUGAAAUUUUGUUGAUUUUUAACUUGUACUUAUAAUAAUGUUCUUUGUGGAUUAUAUAUUUUUUUUAACCCAAACAUUUACUGAUGCAGGUAAGCAUAUAGCUAUUGGCAUGUAUGUUCAUCCAUUCAUGCCACGUGUUAUAUUUAAAUAUGACAUGUUUUGUACAACAUCAAUAAUACCACCUUCAAAGCUUUGAUACUUGCAUAGAUGUUGUCUGGGAACACUGUCAACACACACUCAGCACCUGACUUGUCUUAAAUCACUAAUGCCCUCUACAAAAUCUUUGAUACACAACACACAAACAUCAUCUGACCUCAUUUUGACGUUAAAAAUUACCUACUUUUGGAUUCAGACUUAUUCAAAAAGUCAAAAUUAUUGGUCAAUUGUUCGUUCAACAUCAACACUACGUACCAAAAAGCUUUGUACUUCCGUAGAACACUCAGUACUCUCACAUCACCUGAUCUCAUUUUGACCUGGACAUUUUCCACUUUUGGACCUAGACUUUUUCAAAUAGACCAAGGAAUCAUUCAUGGACAAAGCUUUACCGGGCAGCAUCUGCGUUUAUUGAACUAAGCUCCUGUUUGUGUAAAACAACGUCUUUAUGUGCUCAUUUGAUUUCUGUCAAUAAACAGCAUGGCAAUGUC
This is a messenger RNA of Dreissena polymorpha, 1476 nucleotides long. RefSeq lists its product as uncharacterized. Bases 1 to 633 code for a protein of 210 amino acids. NCBI's taxonomy places the organism in Eukaryota, Metazoa, Mollusca, Bivalvia, Myida, Dreissenidae. The record is from RefSeq and is a predicted model, not a curated record. The transcript is spliced from 7 exons.